This is a messenger RNA of Ascochyta rabiei, 3537 nucleotides long. RefSeq names its product Topoisomerase 1-associated factor 1. Lineage: Eukaryota; Fungi; Ascomycota; Dothideomycetes; Pleosporales; Didymellaceae. Bases 1 to 3537 code for a protein of 1178 amino acids. Gene Ontology annotation, biological process: replication fork arrest; DNA replication checkpoint signaling; DNA repair. Gene Ontology annotation, molecular function: DNA binding. Gene Ontology annotation, cellular component: replication fork protection complex. The record is from RefSeq and is a predicted model, not a curated record. The transcript is spliced from 4 exons.
AUGGCCCAAUCUACGCUGGACGACUGGGCGAGAGAUCCAGUGGAUCCUGAGAUCCGGGCUCACGUCUAUAGUCUCAUCACAGCUCUCGGUGGUAUUGGUGACGAUGGGACCUACGCGCUCGGAGACGACGCACCUGUCUGUUUGAAAGACCUGCGGAAAUGGUUGAAGUUUGCUGACGGGCAACUGAACCGACGCGAUGUCGCAAGAUGCAUGGCCGAAGCAAAUCUGGUGAAGGGAGAUCUGCUGGAAAUACUGGCUAAAGUAUCGCCGAGAGUUCUCGAACAGACGUUGAAGCACAAACUGGCGGUUGCUACAUUGGAGUUACUUGUGCCCUUGACCUGGCCGUUCGAGAUCGAUCCCGUCGAAGCGACCGUAAACCACCAUCGCCACGGACCCUACGUACAACUCGCCCAGAUUGGCUACAAGCGUGCCAUUCUACAAUUCGAUCGCGACAGGACCCUUCAGACCGCUGUGAAGGUCGCCUUGCCUUCUAUGGCAAUACCACUACGCGAAAGAUCGCCGCGAGACGAAGGCAUCAUCCGUAUUGCUUUGUACUUCAUACGCAACAUCGCUAUGCUCUCGCCGCCGAGCAGCGUACCUAUGGACAUCGACGAAGCAGAAGUGUCUCGUUCGACGACAAUUGAUACCUUCCAAGAGCAGGACAUAUUUCAGGUGCUCCUCAGUAUGUCCUCGAGCAUUGGAGAAGAUUUUGUUGCUCAGGAUGUGGUUCUGCUGGAGAUCUUGUUUUUCCUGCUCAAGGGUAUAGACGCAGAGAAACUUUUCCUAGAAGACAAGAAGUUGAACAGCAGAAAUGCUGAUGAGCUCAAGGACUUGAUGCAGAAAGAAAAGGCAAUGCUUGCAGGCUACGCGCGUACAGCGCCGACACGUCACAACCGCUUUGGCACUAUGAUAUGGUUGAAGCGCGAUGAUGAAAAAGUCACAACUGUCUCAGGGCAGGACGUGCUUGGGAAAGCCCAAGCUAGUAUGGAGAAGAUGGAUCAGACAAAGAAGUGGAACAAGCCACGUCGACCUGGGCGAAAGACCGACCUAGAGCAACAGAGAGAAGAGUUUGAUAUGCCGGUGGCAUUGACCAUCUCUGCACGCACGCACAUCAAAGCUUUUGUUGAAGAGUUCCUGGACUCGUCCUUCAAUCCUCUGUUCCUGCAUUUACGAAAGGCUAUUGAACGCGAGACUGAGCGAGUAGAGUUGCGCCACUCUCGCCAGUUCUUUUAUCUUGUUUCAUGGUUCCUUCGAGCAGAGUGCGCUAGACGGCGAACUAUGAAAGAGAAGGCUGCCGAUCCCAAAAGUGCUGCGGUCCUUACAGCUGAAGAUGAGAGCUAUGGUCUGGUCGCAGAAGUCAUGAACCAGGAGACUUUUAUCCUGUUGAAUCGAUUCAUGCAGAAGAGUCAAGACGAAAAGGCAUGGCAAGAUCUCAAUGCGGGUAUGAAGUGCUUCACUCAGAUUCUCCUCACUGUACAUGAGAUGUCGGAAUCUGGACUAGAAGACGAUCAGGAGAUCGCCGAGAACAUCCAGAACCGUAUUUUCUACGAGGAGUCUACUCACGAUCGCAUUGUUAUGAUCUUACGAUCCUACAAAGAUCAAGGGUUUGGCUACCUUGAUGCAGUCACAGAGCUCGCGCACGUUUUCUUACGCAUGCUGGAGCGUUACGCAAAGCAAAAUGUUGACAUGCAAAUCAAGUCGAAACGACGUGCUCGCAAGAUCAAGAAGAAGCAAGCGCAAACAGGUGAAGCUGAAGGCGAGGACGAUGGCAACGUCUCGGAGAACGAAGAUCUCCAGCAAGCACAGAAGACCGUUACUGAGAGAAAGUUUGACUUCAACCGCUUCGCUGCAAAAUUCGUCAACCAGAGCAGUGUCAACACCUUCGUCGCCUUCGCCCGAUACUUUGCCGAUCUUGACACUGAGCAACUGAAGCGUGCGCACCGCUUCUUUCACCGCGUCGCAUACAAGAUGGAGCUAGGUAUCUUGCUAUGUCGAGUGGAUAUCAUCCAGCUCUUCAAUAAGAUGAUGAAAGGUCCGGGCGGCCUAGAUCCAGAUUCUCCCGCCUAUAAAGAGUGGGACGAAUUUGUCAGACACUUUUUCAGACAGGUCACCAAGAGAGUGCAGGACAGACCGGAGCUGAUAGUCGAGAUGCUGUUCAGCAAAAUUCCCCAGACCCUGUACUUUCUUGAGCAUGGUCACGAUCGAGAGGUUUUUACACGUACACCGCGCCCGCCCGCUGAGCUUGAGGUCAAGCCAGGGAUGGAAAAGCCCGAGCAAAUAGGUGUCGCGGUUGGUGUACUGGUCAACCAGCAGAAGUCAGAUGCUUUACAUUGGAUUCGAGAGGUUCUCACGUCGGCGGCUGAAGAGCGCAAAGCAUGGGAAGACGCAGAUCAAGUCCGCAAAGAACUGGCAGCAGCCGAAACGCUUGAAGGUGAAGCAGCUCUCGACGGCGCUGACACUGAGGCGGCGUCACCACCAUCCAUUCUCGUCAAACCUGACACAGCAGAGCGCAAGGUCGCUGUUUUUAAAGACAACAAGCUCCGCCUGCUGAUGACUCUCGUAGGCUUCAUGAGGUUGGGUGCAAAUGAUGACCCAGAUGCUCCGUGGGUCAUCCCGUCGUCGCUCAUGGCAGCGGAACUACAAGAAGCUAUUGAUUUGAUUCGCAAAUUUGAGUUCGACCCACCCAUCUACGAAGACGGCAAAGCACCGGAGGAUCAUCUCCGCAGCAAGGCAGCCGCAGCGCGUCGGUCGAUGCGUUGCGCCGAGUUUGACGAUGACUCUGAUGGCAUAGAUCGCGAGUCAGAAGAUGAUCGAGGGGAGUACGCGCUGGAUGAUCCAACGUCGCGAAAGCCUGACGGCGUAAGGAAGAAGCUCAAACAACGAAGACGAGCCCACACGCCUGUCGAACUAAACGAUGAGGAACGUGACGCCAAAGCGGAAGCGCGCCGAAAGAAAGAGAUCGAGAAGCUGGCAAAGAUAAAGAGCGCGCAGAUUGUGCAUGAUUCGGAUGAUGAUGAGUGGGACGCGGACAAAGAUGCAGCCUUUUUUGCACGUGAGCAAGCAUUACGCGAGGAUGCUCUAAAUCAUUUUAAGAAGUCACUUGUGCUCGGCACCGUUGAGCCUGUGGUGUCAAAGAAGGCGCUGUCAAAGAAGAGAAAGGCCAACGAGAUAACGAAAAAGAGCAAGAGAAGGAAGUCGCCACCGAGACGUAAAGCAGGACCUUUCGACGACAGCGAAGACGACGAGAACAUGAGCGAUGCUCCCAGUGUCAGCAGUAGAGCAUUGUCGGAGGAGGUCGGAACUGUUGUGAGCGACGCAGAAAGUGACCACGACGCCACAGACACGCCACUCUCUUCACAGCGUGCAGGAAGCAAAGAGUCCGCCCCACACACAUUGACUGCAGCAUCUACAUCUGAGGCUCAGAAUGUCACUAUGGUAGACGGCGACGAUGACGAUGAUGACGACGCACCCGUUGUUCGCAGGCCUACGGCACGGAACCUGAGGGCAGGCUUUGUCAUCGACAGCGACUCGGAAUGA